Trametes versicolor FP-101664 SS1 is the source of this 882-nucleotide messenger RNA. RefSeq lists its product as uncharacterized. Bases 1 to 882 code for a protein of 293 amino acids. NCBI's taxonomy places the organism in Eukaryota, Fungi, Basidiomycota, Agaricomycetes, Polyporales, Polyporaceae. The record is from RefSeq and is a predicted model, not a curated record. The transcript is spliced from 3 exons.
AUGUCUGCGUCGUAUGGCAGAACAGGGCAGACGAGGAACGAACCGCCAGGGUGCGUAGUGCUGCCACCAAGCCAGCCUAUGACCGAGGAGCCUGUCUCAUUGCCGCAUACGCCCUCGAGGUCGCCGGUAAGGAUCUUUGGCCGAGGUCUGCUCUCGCUUCCGCAGCAGCCGGGCACAACACCCGUAUUCGUCCCACUCAAUGCAACUACGGACGGGAAUGCGGACACGACACGGAAGUGGACACAAGAAGAUCAGGACCAGACGGACGAGAAGGCGCGGAGGAAGGCAAUGAGCGAGCUGGUGCAGUCUUGGAUGGAUAGGCUGCAGCUCAUAAGCGUCAUCACAACGUUCUUCGCCGCGAUGGAGGCGCAGUUGCUUGGCACCACGAUCCCCGACGACCCAAAGAACGACCCCGUCAUCGACCAGAUCGCGAACGCUGCGCUCACAGGCGCGCUUGUCGUGCACGUCUUCGCGGCCAUCAUCUCCUUCCUCGCUGCCUUCUUCCUUAUCCGAUACAAGCUCACCGCGGCGAAGCGCGAAGAGCACAAGGUCGAGUCUGGGCUCGCAAACGCGGCCACGCCCGUGGAAUCAAGGGAAUCGACCCAGCCCACCUUCCCACCCAUAUUUUCGUCGGACCCCCACUUGGAGCAAGUGGGCCCAUUCCGCCGCGGGCAGCCCCCGACGCAUCUGCUGGAUCACUGUCACUCGCUGUCCAUGUGGCUCGCGGCAGUGGGCUUCGUGCUCGCGCUAGCGGGCGUGCUGUGCUUUACGUGGGCCCGGUUCGCGUUGAGUAGCAGCGUGUUCGCGACGGUGUGCGUAGUCGUAUGUCUGGUGUCGGGCAUCGCCGCGUUCUUCUGGCCGGCAUCGUCUGCGCAUGCCUGA